AUGGAAUCGGACGAUAAACGCAUCUCCCCUGAGCAAAGCAUCAUCGGUGAAAUCGAAGUGCACACCAGUAGCGUGAGCAACGAUGUUAAAAUACUGGAUUCUAAAAAAGAUUCUCAGGAAUCAAGUUUCUCCAAGGAAGAAUUUAAUCUAGUGGAGUUUCCGUCCACGGCGAACGGAACCGUGGAGGCAUACCCCAGUUUAAACAAUCGAGAUUUGAAAAAUUUUAUUUUACUCGUCGUCCUCUACUUGUUACAGGGGAUUCCAGUUGGUUUGGCAUUUGGCUCCAUCCCUUUCCUUCUUAAAUCAAAAUUAUCCUAUUCGCAAAUCGGAUUCUUUUCCUUGGCAACCUAUCCUUAUUCCCUCAAAUUAUUGUGGUCUCCAGUUGUUGAUGCCACUUAUUCGAAAAAAUUUGGUCGUAGAAAAAGUUGGAUAAUACCGAUUCAACUAUUGACCGGUAGCGUAUUCUUUUGGCUCGGAAAACACGUUGAUCAAAUGUUCGAUGAGGACACGCCAAACGUCUAUGCCUUGACGGAUGUUCCGAGCGAAAAAGGUCUUUUGGAACUUGGAAGCUACCUUACUUUCUGGGCCUUGGUCUACUUUGCGGUGACAUUAUGGUUGUUACUAGCUAAGAGCGAGGAUUCACCGCAGGCUGAAGAUCACAUGGAUAUUAAAACCGUCUAUCAAACAAUUUGGGGCAUUUGCAAAAUGCCACAUAUGCGCAAGCUCAUUACCGUGUUGCUCGUGGCAAAAAUAGGCUUUAUUGCGAACGAAGCAGUCACCGGACUUAAGCUCCUAGAAAAGGGCUUUAGUAAGGAGGAUUUGGCCUUGGCCGUGCUGAUUGAUUUUCCUAUCCAGAUCGUUGUCGGUUAUUACGCUGCAAAGUGGAGAUAUUGUUCUAUUGUAUUGAUAGAAUUUAAUGCAGAUACGGCUUUGUUACGAACCAGCACUGUUCAAUUCGUUAGUAUCUCUGCGUUCAUGACCAUAAUUGCCGAUCCCGUAAUUGGCGGAACCUACAUGACUCUCCUGGCGACCUUUAGUAAUUUUGGCGGAACCUGGCCCCGCUUUUUCGUUUUGGAGGCGGUCGAUUAUUUUACCGACGCCACAUGUCAUAAUCAGGAUGCUCCAUUUCCCUGUGUCUCCGAACAGGACAAGGCCUUAUGCGACGAUUUUGGUGGUACAUGCGUGGUCGAUCAAGACGGCUACUACAUCACCUCCGUUGCAUGUGUGACCAUUGGCACCCUGCUGCUACUCGGAUUUAUUUUACCUCAGAUCAAAAAGUUACAAG
Molecule: messenger RNA, 1285 nt
Organism: Acaulospora colombiana
Lineage: Eukaryota; Fungi; Glomeromycota; Glomeromycetes; Diversisporales; Acaulosporaceae
Source: the annotation of a GenBank genome assembly